AUGGACGUGCCCCACACAAAGAGAAUUGUCAUCUUGGGAAAAACUGGAGCUGGGAAAAGCAGCCUGGCUAACACCAUAUUUGGAGAGAAACUGUUCAUGAUCGGUGACACUGCCAUCUCUGAAACAAGAGAAUGUCAAGCAGAAACAAAAUCUGUCAACGGAAGAAGCAUCACUUUGGUCGACACUCCUGGUUUCUUUGACACAGACAGACCUGAGGAGGAGCUGAAGGCUGAUAUAGUGAGGUGUAUCACAGAGUGCUCUCCUGGGCCUCAUGCUGUUCUCAUUGUGCUUAAAGUGGAGAGAUACACAGAGCAAGAAGAGGCUGUCAUCAACAAAAUAAAAGAAUACUUUUCUGAACAACUCUUUUCUGAAGAAGUCUUUAAAUACACAACAGUUCUCUUUACUCAUGGUGACCAGCUCGAUGAAGGACAGACAAUUGAGCAGUAUUUCUGCAAUAAUAAGGCUGUGAGUGAUCUUGUUAAGAAGUGUGGAGGACGCUGUCAUGUCAUUGAUAAUAAAUACUGGAAUAAUGACCAGCAGGAUGAAUACAGAAGCAACAAGUUCCAGGUGGAGGAGCUCCUCAAGACAAUAGAUGAGAUAACUGAGGCAAACAGAGGAGGCUGCUACACCAAUGAGAUGCUACAAGCAGCAGAGGAAAUUAUCCAACAAGAGGAGGAGCGCAUUAGAAAGUCAUCACCAAACAUGUCAGAGGAAGAGAUCAGAGAGCAGGCUAAAGUCAGCACAUUCAAGAAGCUUAUGAUCAAACUAGCAGGUAUUGCAACAGGUGCAUUGUUAGGAGCUUUGCUUGGUGUGGGAGUUAGUGUUGGAGUAGUGAUACUAGCUUUAAAGAAGGUUUUUUGA
Centropristis striata (black sea bass) is the source of this 861-nucleotide messenger RNA. RefSeq names its product GTPase IMAP family member 7-like. The transcript is spliced from 4 exons. Gene Ontology annotation, molecular function: GTP binding. Lineage: Eukaryota; Metazoa; Chordata; Actinopteri; Perciformes; Serranidae. The record is from RefSeq and is a predicted model, not a curated record. Bases 1 to 861 code for a protein of 286 amino acids.